Molecule: messenger RNA, 1692 nt
Organism: Naegleria fowleri
Lineage: Eukaryota; Heterolobosea; Eutetramitea; Acrasida; Naegleriidae
Exons: 1
Coding region: 1-1692 (563 amino acids)
Source: RefSeq, a predicted model, not a curated record
AUGGUUUUUAGACUUGUCAAAUCAAAAUAUGACUCCUUUAUGGAUUAUCUUGAUGAAUUACAUUUCAAAAUCAUUUACUUUUUUGAUGAAGAUAUUUACAACUACAUUUCUGAAACAAAAUUAUACAUUCUAUUUAUUCUUGUACCAAAUAUUCUACUAAUUAUUUGCACUCUCGGAUUUAUUCCAUCAUCUUUGGCCCAUUACAUUUACCUCCUUCUAUGUAUAUACAGUAUUUAUAAUACAGCUACUUUCUUUAGUAGAAGUAGAUUUUAUCAAAUAUAUGAUGACUCACCAGAAUUGGAUGAAAUAUAUGAAGGAUCUUAUGAUGAUUCGAAUGAAAAAUAUUUCCAAGGAAACUUUUUCAGUGGAAGACCACGUGCAAGAACACCCAAUCUAACAAGAUCCAUUCAUCCUAGAUUUACUGAAAAGUAUCAUGAAGAACAUCGUAAACAUGGCGUUUUUAUGAGAUUUGUUUUAUUAAUUGUGAAUAUUAUUGAGGGUGUCUUUCACUUUUUUACUUUUGGAUUUUUGAGAAAUGAUAACUUGCGAUUAAGAGGAAAACGAAGAGUUUCAAGAAAAGUUAAUGACAAGAAACCAAAAAGAAAAACAUUUUCUGAAAGAAAAGAAGAAGAAGAAAAGAAUAAUCGACCAGCUAAUAUGACAACCUAUUACGAUGAUGUUACGGAAUCAAACAUGAAUCGAAGAUCUUCUUCUCUGAAUGGAAAAAAGUAUAUUUAUGAAGUUGAAAUGUGGGAUUAUUCUCAAUAUGACAGAGCAUUGAUCACUUAUUUUUCACCCAUUCAAGUGUUUGCCAUGUAUUUCAUUUACUACUUGUACUCUCAUCACGCUUAUUCUCUUUCAGUGUUGUACACAAAGAUCAUGAUGACUAUUUUCAUUUAUUUACAAUCUGUAUUUAUUGAUAGAAUUAUGAUUGCUUUUGAAAGAAGAGAAUCUGAUAAGCAAAUUAUUUAUAGUCAAACCUAUAGAGAAGAAGUUGAUUUUAACAACAAGUUGAAUGCGAAAAGAAGAGAGGCCAUUAGAAAUUAUAAUGAGCAACUUUUACAUAGUGGUAUUACACUUCCAACUCUUGAACCUGUGCAUUUUGCAAAUGCUGCCUAUUCAGGACUUGGCUAUAGUGAGGAGGAGGAGGUUGAUGACAUUCAUAUGAACAAUCCAUUAGUAACAUCAUCAUCACCCCCAAGAAAUUCAUACACAUCACAUGAACACAAUAUGAGAACAAGUCACCAUCAGGAUUUUUUAGAACCAAAGGAACAACAAAAUACUCUCAACUUGGUGACCAAGAGGUCAAACAGAAAGAUGAAUCGACAAUCCGAAGAAAUUGAAGUAAUAGAACAACAACCUCCUCAAGCAUCCAUUUCUCAACCACCGCCCAUCACUUCUUCAAGAACUAUGGAAGAACCUCAGAAAAGUGGAUGGUUAUCAGGCUUAUGGAAUUCCAUUUUCCCAUCCCGCAAACAGAAGCAAGAAGCACAAGAACAACAAAGUGUAUCACGAAGUAUUCAAAGAACUCAAACACAACCAAAAGAUGAAGAAGAGGAUGAACGAAGAGAUGCCAAGCGAAAACAACCAAGUGCCAAACAACCUUCAGAGAGUGAAAGAGCAGAAGAAAAAAAGCGAAAAGAAAGUGUCAGCAACCCAUUCCAGCAGCACCGAAAGAAACCAAAACAAUAA